GGGUGAAAUUCAACAUCAUCAUUGUUCUCUAAUCUCUAUCAACAAACAACUAGGUAAGUUAAAAUGUUGAAGAAAACAAUUCAAACAUUGGAACAAUUCAAAUCAUCAUCAUCAUCAACAAGAACACGUGAUCAUGUUCAUAUGAAAUGGAACAACCCUUUUAACAAUUGGGUCAGAAACAUUAGAAGUACCACCCAAAAUGACACAAAUACAACAACCUCGUACCCUGUCUCAAGGGAGACAACAACCUCGUACAGUGUCCCAAGAGAGAGAGUGGACUGUGUAGUGAUAGGAGCUGGUGUGGUUGGAAUAGCAGUGGCAAGAGCAUUGGCAUUGAAGGGUAGAGAGGUAAUUGUCAUUGAAUCAGCACCUAGUUUUGGUACUGGAACUAGUUCAAGAAACAGUGAAGUUGUUCAUGCUGGAAUUUAUUAUCCUCAUCAUUCUCUUAAGGCGAUUUUUUGUGUAAAAGGAAGAGAAAUGUUAUACGAGUAUUGCGCAAAGCAUGAUAUUCCACAUGAACAAACCGGUAAGCUUAUAGUGGCUACUCGAUCCUCCGAGAUUCCAAAGCUAAGUGUUAUUUUAAAUCACGGUAUUCAGAAUGGAGUUGACGGUUUGAAGAUGAUGGAUGGUGUUGAUGCCAUGAAAAUGGAACCUGAAUUGCAAUGCGUGAAAGCAAUACUAUCACCUCUAUCAGGAAUUGUUGAUUCUCAUUCUUUAAUGCUUUCUUUAGUGGGGGAAGCUGAAAAUCACGGAGCAACCUUCACAUACAAUUCCACUGUCAUCGGUGGCCAUAUGGAAGGAAAUGAGAUUUGUCUCCAUGUAUCAGAAACAAAGAGUCUUAAAGAAUGGAAUGGAAAAUCAAGUUUGCAACCAGAACUAGUGCUUAUUCCUAAACUUGUAGUAAACUCUGCAGGCCUAAGUGCCCUUGCCCUUGCAAAAAGAUUUACCGGCCUAGAAAACAAAGUUAUUCCUCCUGCUUAUUAUGCGCGCGGUUGCUAUUUCACGCUGUCGAAUACUAAAGCCUCCCCGUUUAGACAUUUGAUAUAUCCUAUACCGGAGGAUGGUGGCCUUGGAGUGCAUGUUACUUUAGACUUGAAUGGUCAGGUCAAGUUUGGUCCGGAUGUUGAAUGGAUCGACGGUGUUGAUGAUAUCUCAAGCUUUCAAAAUAAGUUUGACUACUCAGUACAAGCAAAUCGUGCUGAGAAGUUUUAUCCAGAGAUAAGAAAGUACUAUCCAAAUCUAAAGGAUGGAUCUUUGGAACCAGGAUAUUCAGGGAUCAGGCCGAAACUUUCAGGACCCUGUCAGUCUCCUGUUGAUUUUGUAAUACAGGGAGAGGACAUUCAUGGUGUACCUGGUCUUAUUAAUCUUUUUGGAAUUGAGUCACCUGGUUUAACAUCCAGCUUGGCAAUUGCAGAUUUCAUUUCUACUAAAUUUUUGUGAUGAUACAUAGACAUGCAGCUUUGAACUUGUAUAGCCUUGUUGUUAUUGUACAUAAAAUUGUCAUGCAGUUAUAAGAUAAUAAGAUGGUUGAAACCGUAACAAUUACGCAAUUUCGCGAAAAUACAGUAAAUAUUGUACAUUACUGCCUUCCCUUCUAUUAA
Medicago truncatula (barrel medic) is the source of this 1601-nucleotide messenger RNA. RefSeq names its product L-2-hydroxyglutarate dehydrogenase, mitochondrial. The record is from RefSeq and is a predicted model, not a curated record. Bases 64 to 1440 code for a protein of 458 amino acids. Lineage: Eukaryota; Viridiplantae; Streptophyta; Magnoliopsida; Fabales; Fabaceae. Gene Ontology annotation, molecular function: (S)-2-hydroxyglutarate dehydrogenase activity. The transcript has 5 exons.